CUUUAAGCGUGGAAGAUCCAGAAUUAGCUUGGAAACGCCUGCUCCAGCUCAUUACUAUCACACUCAUAACCAAGGAGAAAGAAGCGAGAUUCGCUUUUCUCAUUAUUCCAUCGUUUUCUUCGAUUCUUCUUAGUUCAAUGUCAUCUACAGCCCAUAAGUGAGGAUUUUUUAUGUGGGCUUGAGCUGAAAAAAACAAAAGAGAAAUCUUUCUUGCUUUAUUGAUAUCAUUCCUGCAUAUCGGUUUCCGCGAAACCCAUUUUCAUAUAUAUCCCCGCUCUUGAUGACACAUGAGAUUACGUUGCGCUGUUCUUGACUCACAAUAGUCUAUUGCAGUUUCGAAUUUAACCUCCUACUGGAGGAGGGAUCUAAAAAUUAGAGGAAUCUAUGUGUGCAAGUUGUGAAGCAUGCAUAGAUUCUUACUGUGGAGAUUCUCUAAGUGGUGUGAAGUUCGAGCAUAGUUCUCAGACAAACUUUUGAUUCUUGUCUGUGCUUCACGAAUUGGUUUUAUCGAUUCUUGGAAUACAUGAUUCCCUCGUUAUCUGCAGUACAAAGUUUAAGAGAUCAAGAAAGCGGGUGAGGCAGGUGUGAGGUUGCAUUGAAGCUCUGGAGUUUUCUGUUUAAGUGAGAAUGUCUGAAUCCAAGUCCGAUGAAAUGUCAGACAGUACAGAUGAGCUGAGGUCACUGGCUAUGACUCCGACAUGGUCGGUUGCUUCUGUAUUGACCAUAUUUGUUGUUGUCUCCCUGCUUCUGGAGCGCUCAAUUCACCGGUUGAGUAAGUGGUUGAAUAAAACUGGUAGAAAACCUCUGCAAGCAGCUAUCGAGAAAAUGAAAGAAGAAUUGAUGCUUCUUGGCUUCAUAUCCCUCCUCCUUACAGCAACUUCAAGCACUAUAUCUAAUAUUUGCAUACCAUCAAGGUUCUAUGAUAGUACAUUUACCCCAUGCACCAGGCAUGAAGUUGAUGACGAAAGGGAAAAUAAUAGCUCUGUGGAACGAAAACUUUUGAUGCCCUUCUUUAGUCCACAUUCAUAUAGGAGGAUGCUCACUGGUUUAAAUAAGAAUACCUGCCAAGAGAAUUAUGAACCGUUUUUGUCAUAUGAAGGCCUUGAGCAACUCCAUCGAUUCAUCUUUGUUAUGGCAGUUACUCAUGUAUCUUACAGCUGCUUAACAAUGUUGCUGGCUAUUGUAAAGAUUCACAGUUGGAGAGGGUGGGAGGAUGAGGCUCACAUGGACAGACAUAAUUCAUUAUGCGAAAUCACCAAAGCAUUGACAAUGCAAAGGCAAUCAACCUUUGUUAGACUCCAUGUUUCAAAUACCACAGACAGGAACAGAUUUCACAUUUGGAUGACUUGUUUCUUCCGACAAUUUGGGCAUUCAGUGGUCCGAGCAGAUUACCUUACACUCCGCCAAGGAUUCAUUAUGAACCACAACCUUACACCAAAAUAUGAUUUUCACAGCUAUAUGGUUCGCUCCAUGGAAGAAGAAUUUCAACGGAUUGUUGGUGUUAGUGCCCGGCUCUGGGGAUUUGUUGUUGCUUUUAUGCUGUUCAAUGUGAAAGGUACUAAUCUUUAUUUCUGGAUUUCACUGAUUCCUGUCACUCUUGUCCUACUUGUCGGCACAAAAUUGCAGCAUGUUAUAGCAACUCUGGCACUGGAGAGUGCUGGAAUAAGUGGGAAUUUUGCCAGACCUAAGUUUAAACUCCGAGACGAAUUGUUUUGGUUUAAAAAGCCAGAACUACUGUUGUCCUUGAUUCACUUUAUCCUUUUCCAGAACGCAUUUGAACUUGCUUCUUUCUUUUGGUUCUGGUGGCAGUUCGGAUAUAAUUCGUGCUUCAUAACGAACCAUUUCCUUGUGUAUCUACGGCUAAUUCUUGGGUUUGCUGGGCAAUUUUUAUGCAGCUACAGUACCUUGCCACUCUAUGCAUUGGUUACUCAGAUGGGAACGAACUACAAGGCUGCCAUAAUUCCACAGAGAAUACGAGAAACAAUCCAUGGUUGGGGAAAGGCGGCUAGGAGAAAGAGAAAGAUGGGUGGUUUUGCAGAUGAUUCAACAGUGCACACUGACACAAGCACAGUAAUAUCAGUCGAAGAAUAUGAUAACGACAUGCUAGAUAGUCCUCGAUUCCCCCCUCAAGCAGAGGCGGAAAUUGAGUUGCAACCACCACCUGUUGUCAGUAAUGGUCACCAAACAGUUCCUAACGAGACUUCAAGCCAAUUUGGUAUGCCUCUGCUUCGGUCCUCAGCUUCUAUUUCUUCCUCAGUUUCUCCAAGAAUUAUGCCAGAGAUGAUACAAAGGUCAUCCACAAUGCCACGAUAAGCGAACCUAGGCUGUGAAAGAUGAAUUUUAGUUUGCUGUUAAUACUUCUGCAGAUGGUAGUUGUAGUUAUCAUAACUCAGAUGAAAAACAAACAUUCAUACGAAGAUGUUUUACGAGGAAUCUUCAUAUCUUUUAAUUUAGUGUGAAUGAAUAGGUUACAGUUUUGCAGGCAUCGCACCUCAACUUGGCUUAUCCAUCUAAACUUAUGACCUUGUUAAGGUUCCCAACUUUAUUUGAGAAAUGAGUGU
Messenger RNA from Sesamum indicum (sesame), 2561 nucleotides. RefSeq names its product MLO-like protein 11. Gene Ontology annotation, biological process: defense response. The record is from RefSeq and is a predicted model, not a curated record. Gene Ontology annotation, cellular component: membrane. NCBI's taxonomy places the organism in Eukaryota, Viridiplantae, Streptophyta, Magnoliopsida, Lamiales, Pedaliaceae.